UAAUAAAUUGCUUAGAUUGGAACGUAUUGCGCCCAACGUUUCCUCCCCUCCUUUCUCUUUUACUUUCUGCCUGUUUUGCGUCUGCGAUUGCAAUUCUUCGAAUCUAUACAUUCUUUUCUUUUUGGGCAGAAGGUAUGGCGAGAACCAAACAGAGUACGCCGUUACGGAGGGAACCUUCGUCGGAAUACAUUCAACGUGAAGCGCAUGGAACACCGAGUCGAAGUCCUCGGAAUAUGGACAAGGAAAAGGCAGUGGAGGAUGUAGAGAAUGGACAUGCUAACGGAGAUAUCCUCAAACCAGCAGUGUCGGCGACAAAAGAAGCUGGCGCAUUGCAAUUCAUUAUAGCGGUUGGUGGAAUUUACGGGUCCUUGUAAGUAUAUCCUCAACCCCCCAAUGAACCAUUUCUAACCCCCAAGUCAGUCUCACAUGGGCUCUCCUACAAGAGCGACUCACCACCACUCCCUACGGUGAUAUCUCCAACCCCGAGAAAUUCAAAUUCCCCGUCUUCCUGAACACGGUGCAAUCCCUCUUCGCAGCCCUCACCGGGUACAUGUACCUCCAAUUCGACACCAAAGCCGGCUCCUCACCCGCACCCAUAUUCCCCAAUCGUCGCAUCUUCGUCCCCUUGCUGCUCGUGGCCACAACCUCCUCCCUGGCCUCACCAUUCGGCUAUGCCUCCCUCGGUCACAUCGACUACAUAACCUUCAUCCUCGCCAAAUCCUGCAAACUCCUCCCGGUCAUGUUCCUACACAUCACCAUCUUCCAGAAACGCUACCCCUUGUAUAAAUACCUCGUCGUCCUCGCCGUCACCUCGGGCGUAGCAGUCUUCACCCUCCACGCAGGCUCGGGGAAGAAAGCCAAACCCUCGAAAGCAGCCAUGAAUCCGGAUCGCAAUGGUACAUGGGGAUUAUUGCUUCUCGGUGUGAACUUGCUUUUCGACGGGUUGACGAAUACCACACAGGAUUAUAUUUUCCAGACUUUUCAACCGUAUAAGGGACCCCAGAUGAUGUGUGCGAAUAACCUCAUAAGUACCGCUCUUACAUUGAGUUAUCUGGGCCUGUCGCCGUAUAUCGUGAAUACGGGGAUUGGGGAGUAUCUCGGUAUGGAUCUCUCUUCUGGAGGCGGGGGAGAGUUCGCCGCCGCGUGGAGGUUUCUGAGUAGAUAUCCGGGGGUAUGGUAUGACGUCCUCGGCUUCGCUAUCUGUGGUGCCGUUGGACAGGUAUUCAUUUGUACGUCCCCCUAUUCCCCCUUUUUUCUUCCCUCCUAACCAAACGCCAUUCUCUAACAAAUUUUAGUCUACACCCUCGCAACCUUCUCCUCCCUCCUCCUCGUCACCAUCACCGUCACCCGCAAGAUGCUCACCAUGAUCCUUUCUGUGAUGUGGUUCGGGCACCAUCUGAAUGGUAAGCAGUGGAUGGGUGUGGGACUUGUUUUUGGUGGGAUUGGCGCUGAGGGGGUGAUUACUAGGAGGGAGAAGGUGGCGAAGGAGAAAGCGAAAGCUGCUGGUGGUAAGAAGGGGCUUUAG
Messenger RNA from Hymenoscyphus albidus, 1525 nucleotides. The record is from the annotation of a GenBank genome assembly. Lineage: Eukaryota; Fungi; Ascomycota; Leotiomycetes; Helotiales; Helotiaceae.